UGCCAAAGUGCAUAGUUUUUUGUUAUGAAUGUUCUUGUUAAAUCAUGUUUAUAAUAACAAUGUAAUAUUAUCAUAAAAUUCGUAUCGUUAGUAUACAUAUUAGCGGUUUUGAAAAUAUUUGAACAUAUUGUGAUACAGGGGAACCAAACAAUCAGAAAAAGCCGGGAUUUAACACUCAGAAAGGUUUGAGAAAAACCAAAUUUGUUUUUGAUGGUUUACCUGCACUACCAUGUUCAUUUCUCAGAAGUUCGUUUACAACAUUCUACAAUGUGAUAUGAGGUGUAACUAUUAACCGCAAAAAAUAAAUUGUAGGCAGAGAAGGAAUCACUAACUUUUAAAAUAUAAGUGUAGCAAUUUUCAGAAUGGAGGAAUAUAAUAGUGAAGCUCUUAAAACAGUUCAAGACAUUGCUAACAAUAUUUCAAUAGCUAUCCCAGACAUUCACAGACAUGAGAUGUUAAACACUCUUCAAACUAAUAUUGCAGAAAGAUACAAUGAGAAUGAAAUAGAUAUUAAUAGUAAACAUGAAAGUACAAAUAUGAAUUCUGUAGAUAAUGAAUUAGCAGCUAAUUUAUUAAGUACUUCAAAAAGCUUCCACCAGCAUCCAGAACCUACUCUAAGGGAAUUGCAAAUUAGUUCUUCCUGUGUAGAAUCUCAAAUAGCAAAUAUUCAUAGCUCUACUAAAGAAAGAGUUGAAGAUCGGAUGAGCACAGAAAGCAUUAAUGAUAAUUCUGUAGAACCCUCGGAUUGGGAUAGUAUACAAGGUAUUAGUUUUACAAGUAAAAAUGUAAAGGAAUCUAUUGGUAAUGCUUGCCCAGACUCCUUCAGAAAUUUGGAAAAUGAAAGUAGCCAAGCUGUUGGAAAUCCAAAUCAACCAGAAGAGUUUUCUACUGCCUUAAAUGAAUCCAUAGAGGUGCAAACCGACAAGAGUUCUAGUGGUUUACAUUUCGAAAGUGAAAAACAAUUACAAUCUUUGGAUAAGGAUGCAACUAAACAGCAUACAUUUAAUUCACUUGAUAUAUUUGGUAGAAAUAGGUAUGAUGAUGGUAAUGAACCUCAUGAAAGUACUGAAUUAACAAUGUUAGAUGAUCUAUCAGAAAUACCUAGUGAGAGUUUUGCAGGAUUAGAAGAUGUGGCUAGUAGAUCAUUUAGUAGUAACAUAUUUGAAGUAAGUUCUAAUGACAAAGAGAAACUCAAUAGUGAUCUGAAUGAUGCAACUGAUAGUGAAAAAACACAGAAAACCAUGUGUCAACAGACUGAGAAAAGCAAUACAGAAUCCGAAACCAAAGAAGACAGUCCAUUGUUACAGGAAAAAGAAAAAGAAAAAGAAUUAUUAGUUGAAAAAUCUACUGCUGAUGAUAAAACAGAACCAUCUGUCAAAGAAAAUACAACAUCAAUUGAAACCGAAGGGAAUGUAAGCGAAACUGUAGAUCAAAAUUUAAAAGAUGGUGAGAAACUAGAUACACAAGAAACUGUUGUUUUAAUGACAGAGAAAGAAGUCACUACUGAUUUAAUGAAUUCUAAGGAAAAAACCGUCGAUACAACAACAGAGAACAGUGAAAAGACCGCUGAUUUGACAACAGUGGAUAAAGAAAUAACUGACGGUUCAAUGGAAUCAAAUAAAGAGUCCGCUGAAACUGUAAAAGACCUGUCUGAAAAAGAGAAGUCAUCGAAUUCCAAAGGUGUUGAUGGUAGUUCUUUUGACAAAAAUGACAAUAGGGAAGGUGCCGAUGCGGAAUUGUGUAUUAUUCCCGAUACAGAAAGAGUUAUUUCUCAGGCUGAAAGGGACGCUGCUUCUUCAAUGCGGCCACUCCGUGAUAUCAGUGAAGCCAGUACAUCAAGUCAAGUUAAUAACAUUGAAGGAUCCUCAAAUCAGUCAGGAGGUUCUUCCAUAGUAGUUUUUAAACACGAAAGAGAUGACUUGGAAGUAUGCAAUCGAUGUAAACUGAAAAGGAAAGUCCGAUAUUACUAUGUUAUGAAAACUAAUGGAACACAUUAUUAUCUGUGCGACGAUAAUUGCUUAAAUGAUUUUAAAAACAGCCACGCAAAUAAGGUUGUUUUAAAUUGGGUUGAACGAUGUAUAAGGGUUAAGGACUUAUCUGAAGUGAAGAGUGCAGAAUCUGUUUCACUUAUAAGGAGAUGUGCUUCAUGUAAACGAGAAACUAAUGAUAUUAAUCAAAAUUUAACGUGGGAGAUUAUGGAUUUUUGCAACGAAUAUUGUUUAACAAAAUAUCAGAAAGAUACAGGCUCACAGUGUUCAAACUGUAAAGGAGAUGUGGAAAGUCACUUUCUUGGAAAAUACUGUGUUAGAUUUGGUAAUGACAUUAGGCAAUUCUGCACAAGUACGUGUCUUGAUAAGUACAAAAAAUUCCUUAAAGUGUGUUCAUACUGUCAACAAGAUAUUUCUGCAGGAGAUUCUGCAUUUUUGGCACCAGUUGGGGAUAAAGGUCAAUUUAAAGACUUUUGUUCCCAAAUUUGUAUGGAGAAAUAUGAUAUAAUGGCCACUGGUAGAACUCUCACAGUGCCUCCAGGUACGAUAUGCUCAGUUUGUAAAGCUGAAAACUCCAUCACCAUGGAAUUUGAGUUAGAUUCAAAUCUUCACUACUUCUGUGGUGAGUUAUGUUUUGUGGCUUUCAGUUUUGUAGAAAAUAUUUCAACAGGAAAAUGUGCCAUGUGUUCUAGACAUUUUGAAAAAUCAACUCUUGAAAAACAUACAAUGUAUUAUGAUAAUGUUCAGUACAGCUUUUGCUCCACAAGCUGUGAAAAUAUCUACAUUAUUGCUCACAGAAAAAUAGUAAAUUGCAGCUGGUGUAAAGUAAAGAAGUAUAAUUUUGAUAUGAUACGACAAUACAACAAACAAGGACCUACAAUAAAUAUGUGCAGUGUGAACUGUCUUAACCUGUAUAGGUUUUCUAUUGAAAGAAAUAAUAUUUGUAGUCAUUGCCAUAAGGUUGUUCCUCCUUUGUAUCAUUUAAAAAGUCAUGAUGGUGUGAUGAGAAGCUUUUGUACUUAUAAUUGCGUAACAAACUUCCAAAAUAAAUUAUCGAGUAAUAUUGGAUCGACUAUACGCAGUAGAGAAGAGAGCACACUUUCCAAUGUUUCUACUAGAAAGGGUAAAAGAAAUACAGGAACAGAUACAAAUGUAGCUGUAUCUGACGUGCCUAUGAUGCCAAUAAUUUCCAGUGUUCAGAGUCUUGCCAACACCAAUGGAACUUUUUUACCUCCACCACCAGUGCCUCCUAAAGGCACUCGAUUUACUCGUUCAAAGAGUUCUUCAGGAGCAAGUCUUUUGGCUUCUACCCCUAGAGUAAUCAGCUCAUUAUCAGACAUACCAUUCCAAGUUCAAAUCAAACAUCACUUUAUUUUAAAACAGGCACCAGUACCUGAACAAAGAACAGUUGCAACUAUGUGUUCUACUAAAAAAAUGAAUAAAGGCAUACUUGCAACACCUACUAUGGUAGAUCGGGAAGUUCAGACUGACGAGAGAGAAGCAACAAAGAUUUUGAUACCUGUACCAGUUCCAAUUUAUGUCCCCACACCGAUGCACAUGUACAGUACACCAACUCCUGUUCCGGUUCCUAUUCCAAUACCAAUACCUGUUCCAAUAUUUAUACCUACAACAAGAAAUUCAGCUGCUGGAAUUAUGAAAGAAAUUAAGAAAAUUCAAGUCAAGAUACCAACAGAUCCGUAUGAAGCUGAGCUUCUGAUGAUGGCAGAAAUGGUGGCUGAAGAAAAGAAGGAUGACAUUACCGAUUCAGAAAGCGAUGUUGACGACACAGGUGGUCCAGAAGAUAGUUACAGCCCCGAACCUGUUGAUGCUAGCAACACUUUUGGCGACGACAUGUUGCAGAUGGCAUUAAAAAUGGCUACCGAACUAGAUGAACCUGCAGUUGACCUGGAAGGGGCACUGACAGCAAAUACUAUAACAGGUGGUGAACCACAUCAUCCUCAAGAUGAGAAUGUAGACGAAACUCAGCCCAUGCAUCACAUGAUGGAAAGGAGCCCAUCAGCAAGAGGCAGAAAGAGGGGAAUGCGGCAAUCCAGAGGGGGAACUAAGCGUGGUAGGCGAAUGUCUCAUCAUCAAGUUGAUAUGCCAAUGAUGCAGCAUCACCAAGUACAGCAGCCCCCUCCACCAUCAGAACCUGCCGAGAAGCCAGAUGCUAACAUGUGUUUGAAGUACACCUUUGGAGUAAACGCCUGGAAGCAGUGGGUUACUACGAAAAACGCUGACUUAGAAAAAACUCGUCAUGUGAAACUGUUCAAAACUGAAAUUCUACAAUUAACGGCUGAUGAAUUAAAUUUCUCCCUCUGUUUAUUUGUGAAAGAAGUCAGGAAACCGAAUGGUGCGGAGUAUGCACCAGAUACAAUAUAUUACCUAUGUCUUGGAAUACAACAGUAUUUGUUCGAAAAUGGCCGCAUAGAUAAUAUAUUUUGCGAUCCGUACUAUGAAAAAUUCACAGAUUGUUUAGACGAAGUGGCAAAGAAGUUUUCAAUUCUGUACAAUGAUUCACACUACAUCGUUACUAGAGUUGAAGAGGAACAUCUUUGGGAAAGUAAGCAAUUAGGAGCUCAUUCACCGCACGUUUUACUGAGUACUUUGAUGUUUUUCAACACUAAACACUUCAAUCUCACAAGUGUAGAUGAACAUAUGCAGCUGUCUUUCUCACAUAUAAUGAAACACUGGAAAAGAAAUCCAAACCAGCCAGGUGCUUCUAAGGUACCGGGUUCCAGAAAUGUUCUUUUAAGGUUUUACCCUCCACAAAGUGCAAUCCAAAAUAAUGUAAGGAAGAAGAAGGUCUAUGAACAACAAGAAAAUGAAGAAAACCCUCUAAGAUGUCCCGUUAAACUUUACGAAUUUUACUUGUCUAAAUGCCCUGAAAGUGUAAAAACAAGAAAUGACGUGUUCUACUUACAACCAGAACGAUCUUGUGUCCCAGACAGUCCAGUAUGGUAUUCAACAAUGCCACUACCAAGAGAGGCACUGGAAAAGAUGCUUCAUAGAGUAAAAAUGGUUAAGGAGAUCAACGUUGCUCUAUUAACAAGUUAAUUUUUCAGUUGUAUUGUAACGCAGCCAUAAUAUUUAGUAAGGUUGAGUUGAAGUUGAUAACAAAGAAAAAACUAACCAAUGUCUUAACGAUUGACCUAUUUUUUGUGUACCAUUUUUAUUUCGACAUAGAUCAGCCUGUUAAUAUAUUUCGAACAUUGAUUAAUUUCUAUUAGUAUUAUCACAAUUUCUUUUUUUUUUCAAAUAUUUAACUAUAUUUUAAAUCAUAUUAAUUAAUGCUUUAUAGCUAUAAUUUUUA
Molecule: messenger RNA, 5301 nt
Organism: Diabrotica balteata
Lineage: Eukaryota; Metazoa; Arthropoda; Insecta; Coleoptera; Chrysomelidae
Source: the annotation of a GenBank genome assembly